Molecule: messenger RNA, 2203 nt
Organism: Dermochelys coriacea (leatherback sea turtle)
Lineage: Eukaryota; Metazoa; Chordata; Testudines; Dermochelyidae
Product: cytochrome P450 2J6-like
Exons: 9
Coding region: 1-1473 (490 amino acids)
Biological process (GO): arachidonate metabolic process; xenobiotic metabolic process
Cellular component (GO): intracellular membrane-bounded organelle; cytoplasm
Molecular function (GO): iron ion binding; heme binding; oxidoreductase activity, acting on paired donors, with incorporation or reduction of molecular oxygen, reduced flavin or flavoprotein as one donor, and incorporation of one atom of oxygen
Source: RefSeq, a predicted model, not a curated record
AUGUUGGGGAUAAGUGAGUUUUUAGGAGCUCUGGUCAUCUCUCUAUUUGUUGUGCAAUUUCUGAAAAUGAAGUGGGCAUGUAGCCGGCUUCCUCCUGGACCAACUCCCCUCCCGCUCAUCGGCACCAUGUGGCAGAUGGAUUUCAAACGCCAGCAUGAGACUCUCGUUAAGUUGGCACACAUUUAUGGGAACAUCUUCACCUUGUGGAUGGGACAUAUUCCUAUCAUCAUACUGAAUGGAUUCCCAACUGUGAAGGAUGGCCUGACUGUCCACUCUGAAGACGUCUCUGGCCGGCCAACAACCCCUUUCUUUCGGAAAACGGCCGGAGGAAAGGGUAUUAUUUUCACAAGUGGUCACACCUGGAAGCAGCAGAGACGCUUUGGGCUGAUGACCCUGCGGAACCUGGGGCUGGGCAAGAAAAGCCUGGAGCACCGAAUCCAAGAGGAGGCCCGUCACCUGGUGGAGUACUUUAUGAAUGAAAGAGGAGAUCCCCUGGAUCCUUCUUUCCCCAUCAUCCAUUCGGUCUCAAACGUGAUUGCAGCUGUGGUGCUUGGACAUCGCUUUUCCACUGAGGACAAAAAUUUCCAGCAGCUGAUUGAAAACAAUGAUUACUUGGUCAACUUUGUAAGCAGCGUCAGCGAGAUGCUGUAUGAUGUUUUCCCCUGGCUCAUGAAUCAUCUCCCAGGUGCUCACCAGAAGGUAUUCUAUUGCCAAGAGUUUCUCCGGUCUUUUGCAAGGAAGGAGCUCAGAAGCCACCAAGAGAGUGGGUCACCAGACGAACCACAGGAUUUCAUUGAUUUCUACCUGGCUCAGAUAGACAAAAGCAAAGCUGACCCUGAUUCUACCUUUGAUGAAGACAACCUAGUCCAGACUAUUUUCGACCUUUUCUUGGCAGGCACAGAAACCACAACCACCACCAUGCGCUGGGCAGUGCUUUAUAUGGUGGCUUACCCAGAUGUCCAAGAGAAGGUCCAGAAGGAGCUGGACGCUGUGCUGGAUCCCUCCCAAUUAAUCAGUUACGAGGAUCGGAAGAAACUGCCGUACACCUAUGCCGUGGUCCAUGAGAUCCAGCGCUACAGCAGCAUCAUUGCAGUUGGAGUUCCUAGAGAAUGUGUAAAAGACACAAUGCUGCAGGGCUUUCCCAUUGAAAAGGGCACCAUUAUUCUCCCAAAUUUAACCUCUGUCUUGUUUGACCCUGAGCAAUGGGAGACACCUCGACAGUUCAACCCAAAUCACUUCCUGGAUCAGGAUGGAAAUUUUGUGAACAAAGAAGCUUUCUUACCGUUCUCAGCAGGGCAGCGUGUGUGUUUGGGGGAGCAGCUGGCAAAGACUGAGCUCUUCAUCUUCUUCACCAACUUGCUGCAGGUGUUCUCGUUCAGGCUGCCAGAGGGAGUGAAGGAAAUCAACACCGAGUCCAUUCUGGGGGGUACAUUGCAGCCUCAUCCCUAUAAGAUCUGUGCUGUUCCUCGCUAGGCUGCAGCACCCCACAAAGCACGGGAGGAGCCAUUAGGCAGGCACAUAUGCCUUUGUGAAUUUCCACCUUGUACCUCUUCCCCUCUUUCUACUUCCAGCUUUGACGACAGUAUCAGUUCAGGCCAGUGGAGUCAAUUUCUCAAUCUGUUAGACCAGCGGUGUCCAAUACGUUCGCUGCUAGCCAUAUGUGACUAAUAGGCUAUGGAAUUGUGGCUAAUGCACGUGGCUUUUUUAUAAUGUGGCUCAUAAGAAGAAUUCAAAACCACAAAUAUGGCUAGCAGUGUGGCUAGCAUCGACUUUCCAUUGGACACCGCUGUGUUAGACCUUGGGAAAUUAAUCCGCAAACCACUGCCACUUCAUUACUGGUCUGUGCCCAGGCUUUCUCCUUAAUAGAUUGCAGAGAGAGAAAAUGUAAAACAAGGAAUUCCAGAGUCAGGCUUUAGUUGGGUGGACCAGGAAUGUGUUAGAUGUGUCGCACUGAAAUUAGAGUUCUGGAAGCAGCAGAGAGAGAGGAGGGGAAAGGAGGAACAUAUUACUGUCUGUUACCAGGUUUAGCUUUAUUCAGCAAGUUCUUAUCCACAGCUCUAAUCUCUGCCACAGGCUGUGACAUCUGAUCUGCUGCACUGAUUGUGUCUUAUGCAGUGAACAGACAAUCCCGAGAGUCAUCUCCAAACUGAAAUGAGCUGUAGCCCACAAAAGUUUAUGCUCAAAUAAAUUUGCUAGUCUCUAA